ACCAAAGGAUCCUACCAUGCCUUCCCAAUCAUGUCGUUCUUUUCGUCUAACCGGUUCUUGGCAGUGCUCCUCAUCGUAGGCCUCGGUACAGCGUGCUACUCUAUACCCAGUAUUCUGCAACAGGUCAAAGAUGCCGCCCGGGCACCAGAACCUGAACCCCCACCGCCACGCAAACGGCUGCAAAAAGACUCGGAGAAUUCGCUGAAAAUCGACACACUACGUACUCUUGCGGAUGGGUAUAGCUACGAACUCCGCAACUCUGCCGUCAAAAUCGUCACGAGCCGGACCGUUCGCUCCCGUUCUAAGGACUUACUACUCCGCGACCUCGCCAGUAGGGACUACGAGCGGCGCGACAAUGCCAUCAACGGACUGUUGAUGAUGUUGCGCCACCAGAGUCUCCACGACAGGUAUCAGAACCUGGGUGCGGAAUUCAAUCUUGCCAAACGGGUCAAGGCGACCGUGCGGGCGCUGAUCAACGUCUUACCAAUGCACGCAGACCAUGGACACGAACAAAAGGGGGGACUACCGCCGUCACCGAUCCUGCCGGUCACUCGUCCUGCGCAGGAGGAGUCACUUCUAGUCAUUCUGAAUUAUAUGCUCACCGAAGAGCCUCUCAGAAGGAGCGUGAUCAUAGAGCCACCGGUCAUUGCCGCGCUCAAGGCCGGCCUGGUCACUAAAUGGCUGGCCCGGUAUCCGUUCCCGUGCGCGCUGCCGGAGAAUCAGGGGUACAAUUUCAAACGAUCCGACGUCGCGCGGCUGUUUGAGCGCAUGGCCUGGAAGACGGACGACCAUCUUAUGGCGGGGAUCAUCUUCCAGGUCGUGCAUCAUCCGCUGGGGCGGAAACAGAUGCGCGAGGCGGGCUUGCAGGCGAGCAGUUACAGGGAGAACGUGGAUCCGAAUUCGUGGAACACGGGCUGGACGGCCGAGCGGUGGGAAAGCGAUGAUAGUGACAACGAUGUGGCCAUGACAGGAGGCGAGGCUACGGCCGGUCAGGUCAGGGAUGAUGUUACAGUGUGGGAGGAGACGGUGCCGGCGGUAACGCAGCGGUCUGUGGAACGAAGUCAAGAAGAGGAACAUCUACGGCGGCGACAUCGUGAGGCUAUUGUCGUCGCGGAGCGUGGUGCGCCUUUGAGAAGAGAAAACAUCCUGCAGCGUGGAGAUAGCAUGGAUGUCCGGCCUAUGCGUGGCGUGAGUGAGGUCGAGGGCGAUUUGAAUGGGCUGUUGGGUCUUUCUGACAAUGGUCGGGAGUAUGAGAACACGGCUUCGGAACAUGGCAGUCAUCGUUCGAGAGAAGAUCUCGAAAGUGCACCUGUGGAAGAUGCAUGAUGUCCGGGUCGAUACAGUCUGUCAAUAUGAGCCGGGUGAAUGCUCGAUCUGCGGAGAUGUUGGUCACCGCAGUCGAGAACAGGACGGGAACGUACAACAUCUGGCUUCACUGUAACAGCGACGGCUUUUUGACUUCAUCAUGGGAUUACACAAAGCGAGGCGUUUUCAGGACUAAGGCUGGGCAAGGCUGGACUUAUUCCUUGUUGUAAAUGGAUGAGGUCAGGGUCAAAUUGCACCACAGGAAGUGCGCACUCAGCA
Messenger RNA from Exophiala xenobiotica, 1584 nucleotides. RefSeq lists its product as uncharacterized. The coding region runs from base 31 to 1326 and encodes 431 amino acids. NCBI's taxonomy places the organism in Eukaryota, Fungi, Ascomycota, Eurotiomycetes, Chaetothyriales, Herpotrichiellaceae. The record is from RefSeq and is a predicted model, not a curated record. The transcript has a single exon.